Messenger RNA from Diceros bicornis minor, 1936 nucleotides. It is a transcript of the gene CD5L, whose product is annotated as CD5 molecule like. The record is from RefSeq and is a predicted model, not a curated record. The transcript has 4 exons. Lineage: Eukaryota; Metazoa; Chordata; Mammalia; Perissodactyla; Rhinocerotidae. Gene Ontology annotation, cellular component: membrane. Bases 1 to 987 code for a protein of 328 amino acids.
AUGUUCCAUUUCUUUGCAGAACCUUCAUUCAGAGUGCGACUGGUAGGAGGCCGCCACCGCUGCGAAGGAUGGGUGCAAGUGGAACAGAAAGGUGGCUGGGGUGCCGUGUGUGAUGAUGGCUGGGACAUGAAAGAUGUGGCCGUGGUAUGCCGAGAGCUGGGCUGUGGAGAAGCCAAGGGGACAACCAGUGGUAUUUUAUAUAAACCAUCAACAGAAGAAGAGCAAAAAAUCUUCAUCCAAGAUGUCAAUUGCAAUGGGAUGGAACAUAAACUGUCUCAAUGUGAUCUUCAAGAUGCUUUGGAUUGCUCAUACAGUAAGGCUGCAAGAGCGUCGUGUGAAAAGAGCGUGAGGCUGGCUGGUGGCCCGGGGCGCUGCAAGGGGCGAGUGGAGGUGAAGUACCAAGGGCAGUGGGGCACAGUGUGCAAAACAGGCUGGAGCCUCUCAGACGCGAAGGUGGUGUGCCGUGAGCUGGAUUGUGGGAGGGCCAUACUGACCCAUAGCUGCUGCAAGAAAACUCUCCAGGGCCAAGGGCCCAUCUGGUUGAGCAAUGUGUCAUGCUCAGGAAAAGAAGAAGAGCUUCAGGACUGCCCCUCUGGGCUUUGGGGGAAUAACAACUGCAACCAUGAUGAGGACAUGUGUGUCGAAUGUGAAGAUCCCUUUGACUUGAGGCUGGUAGGAGGAGACAACAGCUGCUCUGGGAGACUGGAGGUGCUGCACAAGGGCAAAUGGGGCACUGUCUGUGAUGAUGGCUGGGGAGAAAUGGAGGCCCAGGUGGUGUGCAAGCAACUGGGCUGUGGAGAGUCCCUCUUUCCAUCUGUCAAAGCCCGGAGAAGCUUUGGCCCUGGGGUUGGCCGCAUCUGGCUGGAUGAUGUUCGUUGCUCAGGGGAGGAGAGGUCCCUGGAGCAGUGCAGGCACAGGUUCUGGGGAUAUCACAACUGCAACCACAAGGAAGAUGUGGCUGUAAUCUGUUCAGAAAAGCAGCCUUGAUGCUUGACCUGACCCCUAUGGGCCCUGACUGUCCUUUACUUUCUCAUGGGCCCUAAUUGGCCCAGCAUGAGCUCUGGUCCUGUAGGCUUUAGCCACAACUCCCUCAGCCCUUCAGCAGGAGUCUGAACACUGUGCCUAGGCCUUGCUCUCAGAGCCAAGCACCCCCAUCAUUGCCUGGAGAUAUGAGUUGUUGAAUUCUCUCUUGCUGGAGAAGAUGAGCUCCCAGUCACCCUCUCCUCACUACUGACCACUUGGCAUUUAUUCUGGCCUUUUCUGCCUCUUCCUAACCAGCUUUGGAUCCCAAAGCCUGUUACUGUGACUGGUAUAGGCCAUUACCGAGGCUAGGUCUACGUCCGUAAGCAGACAAUGAAAGGAAUAUUUGAAAGUAAAUGUGGGUAGACAAUUACAAGGAACUUGGGGGAAAGCUUAGAGUCUUUUUGAACUCUUUUUCUCAAGUUUCGGGUGAUCACAACAACUAAUAACAUCUCAUUACUCUCCUAUUCCUUGGUGAGAGUAGACUCUUCUUUCGGGAGCAGAGUAGUAUCCUGUAAUCCUAGACUUUUUCAUGACAUUUGGAAAAAGAUGUUGUGCUCCCUGAAUGCCCACAACAAAACAUCUUUUUUGGCCAUGUGCAUACAACUUGCCAACAUAAUUGGCAUUAAACAAGAAGAAUCUCACAAGUGCAUUUUAAUUUAUCCAAGGAAAACUGUAUUGGCUAUGGGGCUGCCACUGGGAGAAGGGAAAGGAAGAGGCAGAAAGAGUUUGAGGAUGUCCAAAGUUGUGCCUCAUGCUAACCAGAUAAUAUCAUUCUCAUUUUAUCAACUCAGACUUUGGGAUCUGCAAGUCUGAGGCAAGACAGAAUGAUACUAAGGAGAGAAUCAAGACUUAAUGCUAAAAAUUGACAACUUUAGACUCUGGGGCUAAGUUGAGUACCUGUAACUUGCCUACA